This is a messenger RNA of Paraphaeosphaeria sporulosa, 2301 nucleotides long. RefSeq lists its product as uncharacterized. Bases 86 to 1861 code for a protein of 591 amino acids. The transcript is spliced from 4 exons. NCBI's taxonomy places the organism in Eukaryota, Fungi, Ascomycota, Dothideomycetes, Pleosporales, Didymosphaeriaceae. The record is from RefSeq and is a predicted model, not a curated record.
CUUCUUCAUUCCUACAAGACGUGAGUAACAUUCUCAGUCGCUACGCUUUUGGACUUUGUUUCGUAUCUUGCGCGACCUCGGGAAAAUGAGGGACCCCAACUUCUCUCACAAGCACAUGAGUGCGCCGGAUCGAUUGCCAACGCGUGAGCUGUUGUCGAAUAGCGGAACGCCUCCUGGUCAAAAUGAGGCGUCCCCAAGAGGCGGAGAAAUCAACGAGAGGAUUGCCGACCGUAUCGUGCGAGUGCAAUGGGACUUGACCAACUUGAAGGAUUUCUGGAAAGUCCACAGCUCUCCUCAUCGCUCUGAAAGACUAAAUGAGUAUUUGGAUGCCGAGCUUAAGGUUCUUGAAUGGAUGCCAUUCCAAGCCUACGACCAAAAUGAAAGGGUUGAUUAUUUGCUGCUCAAGAACUUCCUUCGCAAUCAGCUCAGCGAAGUGCACAGGGACGCUGAAUUGGAUUCUAAAGCUCUAGCUUUCUUGGGCGGAUUCUUCCCAUUGUGGAUGGCGAAUAUGAUUGAGGCAAGGCAGAGGGUCGAUGACCUCGACCAGAAGAAAGCAGCGGAGUCGCUUGUGCAUUGCACGAGGCUCGUUAUUCUGGUCACAGAGUUGAUCGCGAACAAGAGAGAGACAGCUGAGCCAGUAGUUGCGUUCAGAGCUACCAAGAACUUGGAGGAAUUCAAAGUUCAUUGGCAGGAAUGGUAUAAUUUCUAUGACGGAUACGACCCUUUAUUCUCGUACUGGAUAUCUGAGCCUUAUCCCAAGCUACAGAAAUCCUUGCAAGGUCUCAUUGACACCAUCAAGAAGGUUUGCCUCGGCUUGGAUACUGAGGAUGAAGACACCAUUGUUGGAGAGCCAAUAGGUCGAAGUGGAAUACUGAAAGCCCUCGACACUGAAGUGAUUCCAUACACGCCGGAAGAGCUCAUCACGAUUGCCUGGAAGGAAUAUGCCUGGUGCGAAUCAGAGAUGCAAAAGGCUUCUGAUGCACUAGGCUUUCAGCACUGGCGCAACGGCUUAGAAUAUGUAAAGAAUCUUUACGUUGAGCCUGGAAAGCAACCCUCGCUUGUUAGAGAUCUUACGAGAGAAGCAACCGCAUAUGUACGGAAGCACGACAGUGUCACUGUACCUCCAGUAUGUGCAGAGACCAUACAGACGUUCAUGAUGAGUCCCAAAGCGCAGAAGAUGAAUCCUUUUUUCUUGGGUGGCGAUGAGAUCAUUGUCUCGUAUCCGACCCAGACUAUGAACCACGAGCAGAAGCUGAUGAGCCUUCGGGGGAACAACGUGCACUUUUCACGUGCAACAGUAUUCCACGAAAUGAUUCCUGGCCACCACCUUCACAUGCACUAUAUGGCGCGCCAUCGUCCUUACCGCCAAAUCUUCCAGACGCCCUUCUGCAUCGAAGGAUGGGCAUUUUACUGGGAGAUGGUGCUAUGGGAUUCUCCUUCGUGGACGAAGACUCCAGAGAACCGCAUUGGGAUGCUGUUCUGGCGUAUGCAUCGAUGCGCGCGCAUCAUCUUCUCGCUGAAGUAUCACCUUGGUGAAAUGACCGCACAGGAAUGCGUGGAGUUGUUAAUUGAUAUGGUGGGCCACGAAAGAGCGACAGCCGAAGGUGAGGUUAGAAGAAGUGUGAUGGGAGAUUAUGGUCCACUGUACCAGGCGGGAUACAUGUUGGGUGGAUUGCAGAUUUAUGCUUUGCGAAAAGAGGUCGUGGAGAACGGGGACUGGUCAGAGAAAGAGUUCCAUGACACAUUCCUAACGGCAAACCAACUCAACAUCGAGUUGUUCCGCGCUCUCAUACUCGGUAAAGAUCUUGACAAGGACUACAAGAGCCAGUGGAGGUUUUAUAAGGACAUCAAGCGGCACUGAGGUGAACUAGCCAUCAUCGACCCAUACGCAAGCCGUGUUGAUGAUUGUUUUAGUGGGUCUUACGAUGAAGUUUGAAUUUUGAACCUGUCUAUUGUAGGGUGACUACGAACAGAAUUACAAGUUGGCCUUCCCCAGCCGUUUCCCGCUCUGGUCGAAGUGGAUCUGCCUCUUAGUCACUAACGCUUCCUGCAACCAGCUACCAAUCUGCACCGCUUUUACUGCAUUCUCGAUUGGCAUGGGCAACGGCGUGUCGUCGAGACAGGCCGCAGCAAAGUCGUUAGCCUCCUUUACGAAAGCCAUCUCAAACCGCCCAUAGUAGUGUGCCGGGACUUCCUUUGUGAUACCCUUCCCACUGUACGUCUGUACCAAGUUGAUCUGUGGGUUGAGGUUCACGCUGAGCUUGCCCUCAGUGCCGAUGACUUCCGUAACGUCCUCUUGGC